AUGGGGGAUUUCAAUGCAACCCUGCUCUCGUAUGAGAAAAGAGGUCCUGGUAAGUUUAAUCUUGGAUCAGCUGCUGAAUUCCAGGGAAAGAAAUUCACUUGGACUAACAAUCGUCGAAGGGGUCAUGCAGUUGCAGUGUUAGAUCGGAGUUUUUGUAAUGGGAAGUGGAUAGAUGUGUUUAGAAAUGUGAAGCAGUGUGUUUUGUUGUCUUCGGUAUCAGAUCAUGCCCCUCUAUUUGUUGUCUCUGAUGAUGUUCAAAGACCUACAAAUAUCCCCUUCAGAUUCCAUAGCUUUUGGAUGGAAAAUGAUCAAUUUAUCUCCGUGGUUGAGGAAGCUUGGAAAACUCAGAUAGGAGGUAAUCCAAUUUUCGUUCUGGCACAAAAAUUAAAGCAGGUCAAGGAGAAUUUAAAGGUUUGGGCGAGGGCUACCUUUCCUAACCUGAAUGACGAGGUCGACAAAGCAAAGCUGGAAUUAAAGAAGGUUCAAGAAAUGAUAGAGGUGGCUGGGAUGAAUGAUGAAUUAUUUAACAGAGAGGCAGAUGCAAAAACAAUAUUAUUGAAGGCCAACCAAAUGUACGAGAAGUUGUGGGCUGAAAAAGCUAAACUGAGAUGGAUGAAAAAUGGAGAUUGUAACUCAAAAAUUUUUCAUCUUUCAGUGAAGCUUAGGAGGUUGAAAAAUCAGAUCACCUCCCUAAAAAAGGAAGAUGGAACAUGGGUUUCAGACCAACAGGGAAUAUCGUCUUAUGUCUCUGAUUUUUUUGAGAAAUUUCAUGAGGCUGAUGCAGUCACAAUUCAUAAUGACCUUCUUGAUAAUAUUCCCAAAGUGUUGGAGGAGGAGGAUGUGGCAGGAUUGGAGAUUGUCCCGAGUGGGGAUGAAAUAAAACAAGCUGUUUGGGAUUUAGAUCCUGUAAGCUCUCCAGGUCCUGAUGGGUUCCCAGGCAGCUUCUUCAGGCGAUGUUGGGCCAUUGUUGAGGAUGAUUUUUGUAGGGCAGUGAAAAAAUUCUUUGAGGAAGGGCGGCUUCCUAAAGGAAUAAACAAUUGUUUUAUUUCCUUGAUCCCCAAAGUUGAGGGUGCGGCCUCUCUAGAUAGGUUUCGAACUAUAUGUAUGGGAAACUUUUAUUGCAAAGUGAUAUCAAAAAUACUACCUUCAAGAUUACUUGUUGUUUUGCCUAAAUUGGUCUCGGAAGAGCAAGGCGCUUUCCAAUAG
Molecule: messenger RNA, 1206 nt
Organism: Macadamia integrifolia
Lineage: Eukaryota; Viridiplantae; Streptophyta; Magnoliopsida; Proteales; Proteaceae
Exons: 2
Coding region: 1-1206 (401 amino acids)
Source: RefSeq, a predicted model, not a curated record